Molecule: messenger RNA, 3651 nt
Organism: Pomacea canaliculata
Lineage: Eukaryota; Metazoa; Mollusca; Gastropoda; Architaenioglossa; Ampullariidae
Exons: 4
Coding region: 451-1248 (265 amino acids)
Biological process (GO): regulation of transcription by RNA polymerase II; DNA-templated transcription
Molecular function (GO): RNA polymerase II cis-regulatory region sequence-specific DNA binding; DNA-binding transcription factor activity, RNA polymerase II-specific
Source: RefSeq, a predicted model, not a curated record
AUAGCUAAACCUGUCACAACGAAGCAAUGUGAUUGGUCUCGGGCUUUUCGCAGUCUAAAAAUAGAAGCAGUAUUGCACCAUAACAUCCCUCGAACUUGCUCCUUUCAAGUAUUCAUGUAGAGAGAGGGGAAGAAACAGCAAAGGGACACCGUGGGAGCAGGUUUGGCGAUAGCCAACGCAGGCGGCCAGUGGAGAAUCCAGAACAAGUAAACCCCAAGGACCAACACCCGGAGUUGAAAUAUCCUACUCGAAGAAAAUUGGAGGAUUUGUGCCCAUCGACGACAAUCAACCCAGUGGAUUUUGAUCUCUUGACAAGCGAUUUUAACGCGAUGUUUCAAGACGAGAAGCAAGGAUUCGGCCCAGGCACAGAGGAGCUGGCGUUAGGCGACGGUGUCCCCUCCUCGCUCGAUCAACUUGUCGACUGGCUGGAUAUCGCAUGGGGAGAGACUGAUGACACGUCUCUGUCCCACGAUAUCCAGCACUUCGAUACGUUCUCUACGGAUGACAAGUGGCCUAUUUAACACAGGUAGUAGCGGUGACUCGGCCGAGAUCACCGCUAGUCAGAAACCUGUGCAAAUGUUUGGCAACAUUGACAUGGAAGAUGGCCUGUUGGGAGACCACCUUGAACAAUCCAGCCUUGAUCAUAAGAUUUUUAAAGAUCUUCUUGGAUUUCCUGAUCCUCUUGCAGAUGACAGCAUGGACAGUUUUGUUGAUCUAUCCUGCUUCAUGGGUAAUGCCAUGGAAACAUAUAAGGAUCAAGAUGACGCGGCUGCUACCUCUGAGUCUACUUGCCCAAUAGAUGAGGGGAUGAUGAAUAACAAGGUUCUUAAAAGGCGCUUUUCUGCAGUGUCACUUGUUGACAGCUCCUUGGCUGAGCCACUUGUUAUUGAGAAACCAUCAUGCCAUGACCAUGCCUAUGUUGCCAAGCGCUCAAAGAAAUCUGAGCUGAAGGAAGAAUUAUCUGUGGAGAACGAUCAUUCUGUUUCUUUCUGUACUAAUCCUGAAUCUCCUCUCCCCUCAACCUCUCACACCAAAGUGUCAGAGAACAGGUAUCGGAAUCGCCGUGAAAAGAACAAUAUUGCGUCAAAACGCUCACGUGAGGUUCGCAAGCAGAAGUUUGUAGAUAUGGAGAAAGAAGCCAGUCGCCUGGAGAUAGAAAAUGCUAGCUUGGAGAAGCGUAUUGUGGAGUUGGAACAACUGGCCAAGCAGAUGAAAGAAAUUCUGGUGGCAAAGAUGGCAGGAAAGUAACAGUACAAGAAGAUCUUAAAACAUUUUUCAGAAAAAUCUGACAGCAGAUAAUCUUAAAAAAUGGUGACUUAUCAGACAUAUUGCUGAGAUAUGUAAUAUUCUGAUUCGUCAGUGGGGUUUAGCAAGCAUCCUGACAGCCUGCUUUACUGUUCACCCCUACGACAUUGCAAAGAGGAUAUCAGCAUAACUGAUAAAAGGAAGUUGAAGGUGGUUACCAUAUUGAUGUCAUCAUUGAGUGUCAGAUUAAAACUGUGUCAUCACCAAAUUAACCAUCAAAAAAGUGCAGAAGCAUAUAGAAAAAAAGAUUUUUGAUGAAAGCAGAUGUUCCCAUCACACUUUUGAAAUAGAAGCAUGUUCAAUGAUCAGAAGUUAUUGUAAAAUCUGUCACAAAAGGUGUUGCAAUGUUGCUUUGUACAGCGUGAUCUGAUUGUGUCCACUGGCUUUGGUUCUGAAAAGUCCUUGACAUUCUGUCAUCUUUUCUCUCUUUGUUACUUUUUCUAUCUUCAUUUUUUGCUAUCACCACUACUUCAUAAUUUGCUGUAAUGGGAGUGGGGGACUAAGAAAAGCAUUUGUGCCAAAAACAACAGAAUUUUUAUAUUAAUUUGCAGGCAUCUUGAGCUUAAUUUUGCACUUGAUUCUUCAGCUCCUUUAAGGUCAUGAUACUUUUUAUGCUCUAAGGCUUCAAAAAUGUAUAGCUUCAAAGCAUUUUAUUUUCAUCUACAUAUCUGUAUAAAAGAACUAAAAAUGGAUGGUCGCGAAAGAUCAUGACUGUCAAUAACUUGAAUAAUAAAAGAAUAGCAAAAGCAUAAUCAAAUUCAAGUAGUACUUUUUACUGAUUGUCGCUAUCAUCAGAGUAGUGACUAUAAAAAACAGCUAGUUGCCAGCUUAAAUAUCUCAGUUUAAACCUUAUUGAAACAAAGCUACUGUAAAGAAAUUUUGAAUAAUCUACAUUUUAACUAUUAAAAAAAGAAAGAUAUUUUCAUGACUUUAGCAGUGGCUUUCAUUUUUUGGGGUAAACUUUCUAGUAAGCUUGUAGUUCCAGUGCUGCUGGUGUUCUUGUAUCCCUAAAGAGGGAUUUGUUCUUAGUUGCUUAACAGAGAAACUGUCUCCACCGGGUUGCCUUCAUUUGUUUUGGCAUCCAGUGGGUGGUGAUGUGUGCUUAUGACAGUUUCUUUGUUCUGUGGCAAUUCAUUUACUAUAUAAAGUUGUCAGAGAUGGGAAGUGGGAUGUGUAAGAAAUGGAUGGUAUAAUUAAAUUGCUUAAAAAAGGUUAUUAAAGAAGUUUUAAGCAGUAUUUUAUGAUUUGAUUAGUAUAAAAUUUACAUUUUAUGACAGAAUACUGUUAGCAAGAGAUGUUCAAGAAACAUCACACUGGUUGUACAAAUAUGUACAUGAUGAACAAGUAUGCAUAAGAAAUUCGGGGGAAAAUUUGUGGACAAUAUGUAGAUAACUCUAUGGCAGUUAAGUGAUUGGAUAUGGUUCUCUAUGAUAGCUUAUUCUCUUCUGAAUGAAAUUUUUGUGUGAAUUUUUUUUUUACUGCAAAUGUCAUUGGCGUGUAAAGAUUUUUUACAGAAUUGUGUGAGUGUGAAAAUAUUUACUUAUAAAUGAUGCAAAAAUGACUGAAAGAAUUGACUUAAAGAAGAGAUAAGAAAUGUGUUUGCUUAAAUGUCAGUUUUAAGCAGAAUCUUUAAUGUUAUGUAUUGUUGAAGCUGAAUACAUGCUAUCAUAUGCAAUUCUUUAUAAUGAUCCCAUUUACGGCAUAGCUACAUACUUGGGUGCCAAUGCUGCUGAGCUGUCAUUGUUGCACCAACUAUGUACUUUACCAUGCAUUGUGUCAUAAAUAGCCUUAAUUUAUAAUUUUUUAAUGGCAGUAAUGGUGGUGGCGGUAGGAGUCAUCUAUUAAAACACAGUUCUAGAAUCCGCUGUUGCACUUUUUCAGAUGUGAAAAUUUUUAUUUUUAUGCCUGCCUCGGAUGCUGUAUAGUGAGAAAUGUGCAUGUAGAGGUUGGAAAUUUGAUUGUGGGAAGAAAAUGGGUGGGUUUUUUCAUUAUUAUUAUUAAUAGGCUGCUUUUUGUCUGCUCAACCCAUUGUCUUAAAGCAACUACAUGUUGCAGCAGGAAAUAAGGGCUGGACACACUUUAAAAACGUGUAUUUGUUUAUGGCUGUUUGAUAUGUUUGGAUAUUAAUACAACAACCUAUUUUAAAUGGGAGGGAGUUAAAAAAAAUAAUGUUUUCUUGUUGCCUGAUUAUAAUUUCAAGUAACUGCAGUGAGGCAGCUGUCUGAUUAAACACCUGUUUUUUUUUUUUUUAAUUUCAUUUGACUUAAAAGCCACUAACCACUAAUGGACAUGCAAGUCUGUUAUUUGUUAAAAUUCUGUAUUCAAUAAACUUUUUUAAAAUUUGUU